AUGGUAUUCAGCUCACCAAUAGGAGCCUGGGCGGUGGGCGGGACCAUUCCCCGGCUGGCCAAUGACAGCGGGAAUGGCCGGGGUCUGCGAGGCGCGGGAGGCUGGCGCGCGGCGGACUAGGUGCUGGUGGAGUUUUUGCGCAUGGACAUGGUGGCGGCGGAGCUGUGGACUCCGGGCCCCGACCCUGGGCCAGGGGCCCGACUGCCCCUCAAGUUUCUGUGCAAAGAGCUGUGGGUGGCUGUGUUUCAAAAGCAGAUGGACGGCCUCCAGGGGACCUACGUCCUGCAGGACAUGUUCCCCCUCCUUGUCCCCACAGCCUCAGGUCCCCAAUACUUGGGAGAAGCACCUUAAGGUUUCUUAGCCUUUGCCUGUGGCCCUCUGUGCGGAGCCCCCCGUACCCUGGGGUUCCAGAGUCUGGUCACCGCCUCUGUGGCAGCCCUGCCCUCCUGUAAGUUCCAGGUGCUGAUCCUGAAACCCUGA
Molecule: messenger RNA, 480 nt
Organism: Jaculus jaculus (lesser Egyptian jerboa)
Lineage: Eukaryota; Metazoa; Chordata; Mammalia; Rodentia; Dipodidae
Gene: Trappc6a
Product: trafficking protein particle complex subunit 6A
Biological process (GO): endoplasmic reticulum to Golgi vesicle-mediated transport; regulation of GTPase activity
Cellular component (GO): cis-Golgi network; TRAPP complex; trans-Golgi network
Source: RefSeq, a predicted model, not a curated record